AGGUUGUUGUGUACUCUUCACUUACUCUCGGAUUGAAACAGUCUCAUGCUCGCUUGGAGCAUGGAAAAUACAGAAAAUUAAGACGACUUAUAAGCUGACAUAUUUCAAACCCCCCUUAUUUAACAAGGAAACAUCAAUACUUGAGCAGACAUGUCAGAAGCCUGAUCGUGAUGUCCGAGCAGAGCGGUAUGUCAGAUGUUCCAGCAGAAAUUAAUGAUCUUUGUUUAUCAGUGCCAUUUGUAGUAGAGGAAUGGGAUGAGAAAGCUAACCUCUCCCCACAUCAUUUGUCUUACAUCAUCACCAUUCUUCUGCCCCAGCGACUGGUAACUUUAGAGCGAGACAUUGACAUAGAAUCACAGCUCAAAGCAUUUUGUGAAAAGAAACACAUAAAUAAUGCAAUACCCGUUGGCAGUUCAACAGAAGGCUUUAGUAUUCCUUAUUCUAUGUCGUAUGAAGUAGAUUCUCAUCUUGGCACUUAUGUUGAUGCAGAUGUACUGUUUGUUGAGAAUGAUUUCCAGAUAUCCACAAAUGAUCCAAUCCAAGAUGUGGAUAACCAAGCCAUAUUAGAAUCUGAUGAUGUUCAUCCAGGUUAUUGCAGAGUGAGGCUACUAAAGCACAGUGAGGAUCGAAAAGAUGUUGUGACUUGCAAUGAUAAAAAAUACCUGAGCGGACACCGAAUUCAGAACUCAGUUCUCAAGAAGAUGACCAGUGGAAGAUCUAGAGAUGACCAAACAUCCAUUGGUAUUCAUGGUCCAGCAGUGUCAGUUGAGUAUUCCACUGUCUUAAAUGCUGACAAUAUACAAACCUAUGGUGUUAGGAUUCCGCUUGACAUGGUUUAUGCAGUUCAGGUCAAGCAGUGGCCCCCAGAGGCAACUGAAUGGGUCCAAAGAGUGAAAAAAGGAAACUGGCUUGGAGAUGAUUUGAUUGAAUCCAUUGUGUCAGAGGGAUGCCAUGUUGUGCCAGUUGCACACAAGCACAGCCUCAAUCCAGACAUAGAAUGGAGAAUUUCUUUUGCAGUUACAGAAAAAAGAAUGGCAAGGAAUGCUGUAACUGAUGGUCAACGUCAAUGUUAUAUCUAUUUCAAAAUGCUGCGGCACCUUUGUCUCAAAGAUUUGGAGGUGAUUUCUUCAUACUGUUUGAAGACUGUGUUUUUCUAUGCUUGUGAGGUUGUUCCAAAGGCCCUCUGGGAGACUCAUACUGGACAGUGCUUGCUGUACCUGAUUGAUGGUUUGAUUUGUUGUGUUCAACAAAGAAACAUCCCAAGCUUUUUUGUACCAGGCAAUAAUCUCGUAGAUAAUGUGCCAGAGGAGAAAUGGAAAGAUGUGGAGUCAAGGCUCCUUGAAAUAAGGAAAGAUCCCAUAACACCAAUUUUGAAGUUUACAGACACAAAUGCUAUCAGCAAUACAGAGAUCCCCUUUGUUUUUCGAAAAAAUGUUGCAUUUGUUUUGGAAGACAUGGAAAAGUUCAAAGUCCACAGAGACAUUAGAAGUUCUGCAUUUGAUGCAUUUUUCACAACCACCUUUAGAAUGAGUCUGCUGUACUUAAACCAAGGUCAACCAAAAAGUGCUGUUCAGAUUUUGAUGGAUUCGUAUCCUAUGCUUAACCAUUUCCUUGGACCCAUGCCACUUGUUUACUUUCUAAAUGAAGCUGCAAUCCUGAUCCAAGAUGGCCGGCUUUACCUUCUUUUAUUUCAAGAGCUCCUUGGAAUGACUGACCAACAUCCUGAUUUUAAGCUGCUAGAGGGAAAUCUGGCUUGUGCAUACCAUGCAGCCUCUUACACCUAUCCUGAGGAAUCUUCAGAGAGAGCUGAAUAUCUCCAGAAGGCAGAAGAACUUAUUCUGGAAGAAUUGAAAUCUCAAGACCUUGGUUCUUGUGGAACUCAGGUCACAUUUGCCACCAUUCUGAUGUCACAGAAAAGAUACAAAGAAGCAAUACAAAUCCUUGAAACUGUUGUGAAUGUAGCCAGCAAAAGUGCUCAGGAAGAAAUUCAAAGUGAUGUGACAGAAUUUGGAUUCAGCGAACAAAAAGUGCUUGAUGAAGAUUUGCAAUUGGAAAUUUCAACUCAUAUGAAAAUAGAAGGGCCAUCCUUAAUCUUCACAUUUUAUUUUCUGGUCAGAUGUUUAGUACAAGAAGAUGAAGUUACAAAACUAAAGUCUAUUUUUGAAGAAUAUCAGAAGGUGUGUGACCUGUGUGAAGAUAUCACUGGAUAUAAACUUCUUGGUUAUAGCUUCUAUCAAGUAGGAGACAAGCACAAAGCAAAAGAAGCUUUCAUGUCUGCUUUGCAGAAAAUGCCAGGAAGCAAACUUCUGAUAUCAAACAUUAAAAAAUGUUCAGAUUUACCCUUGGACCCUGAGAGUGACUAACAUCUAAUUUCUUCUUCAACAUUACACCUGAAUCAAACAUUAAGGUCAGGAGAAUAGAGGAAAUGAUCACAUACUUAAGAAACUCUUGAUUGUUAAACAAAUUCUCCUUGUCAGCACUUACAAAAAUGUAUAGAGAACUGUAUAGAGAAUAUGCAUACUGAUGUUAGGGUGUGAAGGAUUGACAAAGUCUACCUCUGGUUGUUUACCUCACAAGAUAUGCAAUCAUGAAGGAUGACAAUUACAAUUAUGAUGACUAAGGAUUUAUUUACUAGUGUCUUUUUAAUGGUAUUAGUUAACCCUUAAACUCCCAGGGGUGAUUCACAAGUAACUUCUCCCUACAAUAUCCAUACAUUAUCCAGCAAACUUGUAAUGAGAGUACUCAAAUGUAUCAGGUAGAAGUUGUCAUCUUGAUCUAGAACCAAAUUCUUGCAACUUAUUUACAAGGAAAUGUGUAGCAGCUAAAGGGGAGAAUUAACAAUCAGAUCCUGGGAGUAAUAAAGGGUUAAGCACCAGACAUCUGACGAUUCUUUGACCGGCCACUACACCGAAUUCUUUAGCAACAUGUUUUAUUGGUACAUGAAAAAUCCCCCUCUUUUUCUCUAUACUAUCCAAGUAUUAUCCUGUCUAUUGCUUUAUUUCCUGAAAGAAACCCUCCCUUCGUAUUUCAAUAUAAGCACAGAUUCAUUAAAUUAAUUAUACAGAAUUGUCCAACAAAGCUUUGCAUCUUAAGAGUUUUACAUACCAUUAGUACAUCUUCCAAGGACUUUUGGAGGUGGAAGUAACACUGUAGCAAAUUUUGCAUUACUAGCAGCCUCAUGGUAUCGUAGAUGAAUUGGAAUGGUAAUGUUUGCACUUAUAAUACUCAC
Pocillopora verrucosa is the source of this 3229-nucleotide messenger RNA. RefSeq lists its product as uncharacterized. The record is from RefSeq and is a predicted model, not a curated record. NCBI's taxonomy places the organism in Eukaryota, Metazoa, Cnidaria, Anthozoa, Scleractinia, Pocilloporidae. Gene Ontology annotation, molecular function: protein binding.